This is a messenger RNA of Gastrolobium bilobum, 660 nucleotides long. RefSeq names its product auxin-responsive protein IAA29. Gene Ontology annotation, biological process: regulation of DNA-templated transcription. NCBI's taxonomy places the organism in Eukaryota, Viridiplantae, Streptophyta, Magnoliopsida, Fabales, Fabaceae. Gene Ontology annotation, molecular function: protein binding. Gene Ontology annotation, cellular component: nucleus. The coding region runs from base 1 to 639 and encodes 212 amino acids. The record is from RefSeq and is a predicted model, not a curated record. The transcript is spliced from 5 exons.
AUGGAGCUUCAGUUAGGUCUGCCCCUCCCCACUCACAAUCCCAUCGAGGGAUUCGACCAUAACAACCCUGCCUUAGUGAAACAAAGUUGUUGUUCUGAAAGCAAGAAGCAUGGCAAAAACAAACGUAGCUACGAAGAGUCCUUUGGACAUUUUUCGAAACCUUUGCCUUUACUAGUUUGGAGCGGACAGCCAAACGAGGAAGAUGACCGCAGUGAAAAGAUGCACACAAACAUUCACACAUCAAACAAGAACAACAAAGAAGAAAACCAUUUGGUGGGGUGGCCACCAAUUAAAUCAUGGAGAAAGAAAGAACUCCAUCAGCAGCAUCCUGCAGGAGGCCAGAUCAGGAACAAUAGGAUGCAAGCUAAUCAAAGUAGAGGAUUAAACUCUUUAUAUGUAAAGGUUAACAUGGAAGGGAUAGCAAUAGGAAGGAAAAUCGAUUUGAGGCUUUACAACUCUUAUCAAACUCUUACAAACACGUUGAUUAGCAUGUUUGCUAAAUACCAAAAAUUUGAGGAAGCAGGAGCAAGCUAUACACUCACCUUUCAAAACGAACAAGGGGAUUGGCUGCUUGCUGGACAUGUUCCAUGGAAAUCCUUCAUAGGUACGGUGCGGCGUUUGGCGAUAUUGAGGAAUUGAAAUGAAACUAUUUGACACGGU